AUGGCAGAACCAAUCAUCUCCAACGAACCGAUUUAUUCCAAAAAAGUCUUUGUUAAAUCGAUUCUUAACUUCGUUGUCGAUGAGCCACAACCUUCACUAACUGAAAUUGUGCAUGAUAUUCGACGUAUUCUAGAUGCACAUCAUGUUAUCAAUCAAUGGUAUCUAUUUUGUCUGGAAACAAUCCGUUCUGAGUUUCAACUUUUCGCACAAUUAUCAUCAACAAAAUCAUACUCUUUAAUUAAAUCAAUAUUUAAAGGUCUACAAAAAUAUUCAUUUGUAAACGAUAAAGUUGAUAAAGUAACAGAAGAGAAAUGGCAAGAAUAUCUAUCGAGAUGUGUAUUUUCCUCGUCACGUCUGAAUACCAAUGCAUAA
Messenger RNA from Rotaria socialis, 372 nucleotides. The record is from the annotation of a GenBank genome assembly. NCBI's taxonomy places the organism in Eukaryota, Metazoa, Rotifera, Eurotatoria, Philodinida, Philodinidae.